Messenger RNA from Lodderomyces theae, 2487 nucleotides. RefSeq names its product putative zinc metalloprotease. The record is from RefSeq and is a predicted model, not a curated record. Gene Ontology annotation, molecular function: carboxypeptidase activity. NCBI's taxonomy places the organism in Eukaryota, Fungi, Ascomycota, Pichiomycetes, Serinales, Debaryomycetaceae. The transcript has a single exon. Bases 1 to 2487 code for a protein of 828 amino acids.
AUGCGUCAGCCUGAAUAUCAACGACUUUCUACAGAUGGGUCCUCGUUCCACGACGAUAGACUCCCUUCAAACCCACCAGACUAUUCUGAAUCGAGUUAUGGACAGAGAUAUAACCAGGACUACCCACAUGAAUCAUCAUCGUCAUCAUCAUCCACUUCGAUACCCAUGGAGCAGUUUGAAAUAGAGGACCCGUCACUGCACGAAACCAGUGGUUUACUUAACCGAGCACAAGCUUUUUCCAAGAAAUUUGCCACCAACGUCAAUAUACGCAUAAUACGGCCUGUAAGCAGAAUGAUUGAUCCGAUAUACGAAGGCUACAAGUUCUUGAGUAUUCAGUAUGAGAGACUGAUUUUGAAAGUGGGGAACCCGUUGGUGGUGAAAAGACUCUUGUACGUUUUCGUAAUGAUGCUCUUGAUAUUUGGGAUAUCCAAGUAUAGUGCAAACACAUCAAUCACUAGUUCCAAUAUGGGAGCGUUUUCCACUGGGAAAUUUUAUGACAUUGAUAAACUAGCUGAUUCAGCUCGACAUUUUAUCGACCCAAAGUCAAUGAAGGAAAAUCUUGAAUAUUUUUCAUCCAUUCCUCACAUCACAGGUUCAAUGGGUGAUUUAGCAUUUGCAAGGUAUAUUGAAAAAUACAUGAAGAAUAAUGGUCUACAUAAUGUCUACCUCAAUGAAUUUCAAUCGUUUACAAAUUACCCAAAUGCUGAUGGUACGUUUUUAAAACUUGCUGAUGGGUCUUUUGAAGCAAAACUUAACGAAAAACAUAGCAAGGAAAUGCAAUUUCUUGCCUACAAUCCAAACUCAUUGAACACAAUUGAGACUGUUGAAGGAACAUAUGUAUACGUGAAUUACGGCCGGCCCGAAGAUUUCAAGCAACUACAAGAUAAGGGAAUAGACGUAAAUGGAAAAAUAUUAUUGAUGAAGUAUGGAGGUAACUUACCUGAGGGGAACAAAGUUUAUUUCGCUGAAAAAAAUGGAGCCAAAGCUGUUGUUUUCGUUACAUCUAAAUUCACCUUAGCCGACAACGUCGAGGUCGAUGAUGUCAUACAAAGAGAGAAUGUGGGGUUGACUAGAAUGUCUCCGGGGGAUAUUCUAACACCUGGUUGGUCAUCGGAAGGUGGAUUUGUUACGAGACUUUCAUGGGAUAAGUCUGAAACUACACCAAGGGUACCCACCAUUCCAAUUUCGUGGAGGGAUGGUGAGACCUUGAUCAAAAAAUUGAAUGGGGGUUGCUCGUUUGAUGAUUUUGCAAGUGGAGACGGCACCUCAGCCGUUUUACAAUUGAAAGUAUCUAACACCAAUCGUCCUGUUCAUCCAUUUUGGAACGUUGUUGGGUCCAUAGAAGGGAGGGAGCAAGCUGAAAAGGGAAUUAUUGUGGGCUCGGUGCGAGACUCUGCAUGCUAUGGAACUAUGGGUAGUAAUACAGGGACAGUUGGAUUUUUAGAAUUGGUAAAGAUUCUCACAUCAUUACAGAGAAAGUAUCAGUGGGUACCUUCAAGAUCCAUUUAUUUUGUGUCUUUUGAUGCCACUGAGUACAAUUUGGCCGGAGCUACAGAGUGGAUCGAAAACAGAAAAGAGUCAUUGAGAAAGGAAGGGUUUUUGUAUAUUGAUAUGAGUGAUUUGGUGAGUGGAAAUGAGCUUCAAAUCAAAGCACACCCCUUCUUGAGGGAAAGUUUGCAACGUGCUUUAUCUAAAGUGAAUCUUGAAGAAGGGGGCAAAACUUUGCAGAAUCUAUUCUCGGAGGAGCAAAAGCAGUCUAUUGGGAAUGAUUUCUUGGAAGAAAAAAACUAUGUUCCAUUCAUAAAUUUGGUCAACAUUCCUUCGGUUGAGGUCAAAUUCAAAGGCAAAAAAUACCCCGAGGGAUCGUGUUAUGAUACUUUUGAAAAUUUUGAAAAUUGGGAUAUUGAUAAAUCAAUGGCUAAGCAUACCCAGCUAGUUGAACUUUUAUCAAGAGUGAUUAUCGAUUUCGCUGAGAGUCCAUUUAUCCCCUACAACUUUAUGCAAUUGUCCAAGCUGUUACUGGAUGAUGUACAAGAUCUACAAAGGUUUGGUGACUUUUUAUCCAAAGACUCGAAUGUUAAACCCAAUUUGCACUACAACAACUUGCUCCGGGCAGUGGAUACUUUGAAAAGAGCCAGUCUUAAAUUCACUAGUUGGCAUACCGAUUGGAAGUCGGUGAUUGCAGCUAGCAGAGGUUCAGAACCACCAAUUUUGGCUAUGGAACGAUGGGCCUGGAAUGACAAUAUGGUGCGGUUCAAUGAAGAAUUUGUAGGACGUGAUCCACAACCAAAAAGGUCGGGCUAUGUGAAUGAAUUGUUUGGAGUUCCGUUUAUGGCACCAGAGUCGGGUCGUGAUUUCCAAUGGAAUACCUUCCCAAAUAUACGAUCAGAGAUGAUGGAUCAAAAUUUCAGCCGAGCUCAAGAUCAUAUAAAUCGAUUGGCUCAAAUAAUUGAACAAGCAGCUGAAGAUUUCCUCAGAUUAGGAUAA